AUGGCAAGUCCAGAAACCGGUGUAUUUAUUCGGUGCAUUUAUUCUCGAACAUUUCAACGCUUUAAAGGAUGGUUUACAACGAACCGUGUGUGUCAUCACUACCACCACUAUCAACGCCCUCACUAUUCCUGUCGUCACUACCACCACUAUCAACGCCCUUACAACGAACCGUGUGUCAUCACUACCACCACUAUCAACGCCCUCACAACGAUUCCUGUCGUCACUACACCACUAUCAACGCCCUCACAACAAACCGUGUGUGUCAUCACUACCACCACUAUCAACGCCCUCACAACGAUUCCUGUCAUCACUACCACCACUAUCAACGCCCUCACAACGAUCCUUCCUGUCGUCACUACCACCACUAUCAACGCCCUCACAACGAUUCCUGUCGUCACUACCACCACUAUCAACGCCCUCACAACGAUUCCUGUCGUCACUACCACCACUAUCAACGCACUCACAACGAUUCCUGUCGUCACUACCACCACUAUCAACGCCCUCACAACCACAACCGUGUUCCCCGUCGUAACUAUCACUACCACCACUAUCAACGCCCUCACUACCACCACUAUCAACGCCCUUACAACGAUCCCCGUCGUCACCGUGUCGUCACUACCACCACUAUCAACGCCCUCACAACGAUUCCUGUCGUCACUACCACCACUAUCAACGCCCUCACAACAAAUCCCUGUCGUCACUACCACCACUAUCAACGCCCUCACAACGAUUCCUGUCGUCACUACCACCACUAUCAACGCCCUCACAACGAUUCCUGUCGUCACUACCACCACUAUCAACGCCCUCACAACGAUUCCUGUCGUCACUACCACCACUAUCAACGCCCUCACAACAAACCGUGUGUGUCGUCACUACCACCACUAUCAACGCCCUCACAAAUCCCUGUCGUCACUACCACCACUAUCAACGCCCUCAGAACGAACCUAG
Haliotis rubra (blacklip abalone) is the source of this 948-nucleotide messenger RNA. Its product is annotated as mucin-2-like. The record is from RefSeq and is a predicted model, not a curated record. The transcript has a single exon. NCBI's taxonomy places the organism in Eukaryota, Metazoa, Mollusca, Gastropoda, Lepetellida, Haliotidae. Bases 1 to 948 code for a protein of 315 amino acids.